Molecule: messenger RNA, 540 nt
Organism: Geodia barretti
Lineage: Eukaryota; Metazoa; Porifera; Demospongiae; Tetractinellida; Geodiidae
Source: the annotation of a GenBank genome assembly
AUGCAGGAGGACCUGCCGCUGGUCUCCCGUCCCUUCGACCCCGUCGCAGAAAAGCUCGGCAUCACCACGGCGGAACUGUUUGCGCUGGCGGAGAAUUUCCAGGAGCGCCGCAUCAUGCGCCGCUAUAGCGCGGUGCUGCACCACCGCCGCUCCGGGUUCCGCUCCAACGCCAUGAUCGUCUGGAAGGUACCGCCGGAACGCUCCGAGGAAGUGGGCAGUAUCAUGGCCGGCCACAAGGCGGUCACCCAUUGCUACGAGAGGCCCACCUUCCCCGACUGGCCCUACACCCACUUCACCAUGGUGCAUGCCACCACGCCGGAGGGCUGCGAGCAGUACAGCCAGGAGAUCUCGGAGGCCACCGGCAUCACCGAGCGCCUCGCUCUCUACAGCUCACGAGAAUACAAGAAGACGAGGGUGCGCUAUUUCGUCCCCGACUACGACGAGUACUUGGCGUCCGAGUCACUCGUAGACCUCGAUUCCGUGGAAAUGGACGAGGAGGAAUUCGAGGAAAUGGCUCCCUUGGCCUCUUCCGAUGACUAG